Aphanomyces astaci is the source of this 399-nucleotide messenger RNA. RefSeq lists its product as hypothetical. Lineage: Eukaryota; Oomycota; Saprolegniomycetes; Saprolegniales; Verrucalvaceae. The transcript has a single exon. The record is from RefSeq and is a predicted model, not a curated record. The coding region runs from base 1 to 399 and encodes 132 amino acids.
AUGGCUUGCUGGAAAAACAGCAUCAACUACCCCGACUCCAGGUACCCCAAUGUCCGUGAAGGCUCAUCCCCGUCGACUACGAAGCCUGUCACGACCAAGCCUACCACCACCAAAGCGACCACCACCACCGCCCAGCCUGUGACUACCAAGGCCACACCAAGCCUUACUGCCACCCCCCUUACUUCGAGCCCAAUGAACUCCAUGGCCACACUUAGCCAUACCACGUCAUCGGCUACGCCUAUCACGUCGACCCCUAAUCCCCCUAACCCCACCACCACCAAGGCUACGAUUCCCGUGACUUCGACCAAGGGCCCUGUGACUGUUGUGUCUGCCGGUCCUGAACUGGUAGUGACUCCUUUAGAACUCGAUGCACCGGGUUCAAAGGUAAAAGAAGACUGA